AAAUCAUAUGAAUUUCUUCUUUUUCCUUUGGGAUAUAAACACGUGUUUAUUCAUGUGUCCCAAACUGAAGUUAUUUGUGCGAUAAAUGAUUACAAAAUAGUACAAAAUGAGUUUGUACAACUUUAAAAAGAUCGCCGUGGUCCCCACGGCUAAGGACUUCAUCGAUAUUAUAUUAUCUAAAACACAAAGGAAAACACCGACCGUCGUACAUAAACAUUAUAAAAUAACAAGAAUACGUGCGUUUUAUAUGAGAAAAGUUAAGUUUACGCAACAGAACUUCCACGACAGAUUGUCUAGAAUUAUACAAGAGUUUCCAAAACUUGAUGAUGUACAUCCAUUUUACGCUGACCUUAUGAAUGUGUUGUACGACAAGGAUCACUACAAACUUGGUCUCGGACAGCUUAAUACAGCCAGACAUCUUAUUGACAACGUAGCAAAAGACUAUGUUCGGUUGCUCAAGUUUGGAGACUCACUGUACCGAUGCAAGCAGUUAAAGCGAGCGGCGCUCGGCCGAAUGGCCACCAUCAUGAAGAGGCAGGCUGCCAAUCUCACCUACUUGGAACAGGUCCGUCAACACUUGGCCCGUCUGCCCUCCAUAGAUCCGUACACUCGUACUAUCAUCAUCUGCGGAUUUCCAAAUGUCGGCAAGUCGAGUUUUAUCAAUAAGAUAACAAGAGCAGAUGUGGAAGUACAGCCGUACGCGUUCACAACAAAGAGUUUGUAUGUCGGACAUACAGAUUACAAAUAUUUAAGAUGGCAGGUGAUAGACACUCCGGGUAUCCUGGAUCACCCUCUGGAACAGAGGAAUGUGAUAGAAAUGCAGGCGGUGACUGCCCUGGCCCACCUCCGGGCCGCCGUAUUGUUUGUCAUGGACCCUUCCGAGCAGUGCGGACAUAGCCUCGAGGAACAGAUAUCCCUCUUCGAGAGCAUCAAACCAUUGUUCAGUAACAAACCGUUGAUCGUAGUCCUGAACAAGAUGGACGUCAUCAAACCCGAAGACUUGCCGCCCAAUAAGAGAGUUCUGAUUGAAGAGUUGGAAGCCACCUGCGCUAAAGGGAAUCUUGUUAAUGCCGAUAACAAUUCAGAGCUCCGGACUGUCCCAGUCAUGAGGAUGUCUACCAUGACCGAGGAGGGUGUCCAAGAGGUCAAGAUAGAGGCCUGCGAGAGGUUACUGGGUCACCGGGUCACCGAGAAGAUGAGGACUAAGAAGGUGGACGGAAUCCUGAACCGUCUCCACGUAGCCAUCCCCUCACCCCGGGAUAAGAAGGAGAGACCCCCAGUUUUGCCCCCCAAGGUUUUGGAGAGGAUGCAGAAGGCCCAGAAGGCUCAGAAGGCGGCAGAAGUAGAGCCAGAAGUAAGGGAGACCAGGAAGAGAAAGUUAGAGAGAGAGAUUGAGUUAGAGCAAGGAGAUGAUUAUGUUCUCGACUUGAAGAAGAACUAUGCCGAUAUUGAUGAAAAUGAACGCUACGACCCGAUACCAGAGUUCUGGGAGGGACACAACAUCGCUGACUACAUCGACCCUGAGAUAUUUGAUAAACUGGCGGAACUAGAGAAGGAAGAGGAGUUGAGGAUAGAGGGAGGACUGUACGCUGUGCCUAAGAUCGAGCUGGACGAAACUAUGAAGGAGAUAAGGGACCUGGCGCGGCAAAUACGUAACAAGAAGGCGAUCCUCAAGGAUGAAUCUAGAUUGGUGAAACAGUCCACCAAACCGAUCAUGCCGAGGACGAGUAGGGCGAGAGAAAAGGGCAGGUCCACGAGCAAACUUCGGGACGAGAUGGAGAAGUUGGGUGUGGACAUGUCGGACACCAAGAAAGCACACUUCACCCGAUCCCGGUCACGGUCUAGAUCUCAAUCAGCGCCGGCCGCUAAGAGGGCUCGUACUGAAACCACACUUGCUGUCAAGGGCAGGGACACGCUGGGCGUGAAGGACCUCGCGAUGAAAAAGAAGGCAAAGGACAUGGCUCACAUGGCUAUUGCCAAAAAGACAAAGAAGAUGGGUCUCAAGGGAGAAGCAGAUCGGUUCAUCGGAACCAAGAAACCCAAACAUUUGUUCGCUGGCAAGCGUGGAGUUGGCAAAACAGACAGACGAUAGGCUUUCUGAUAGCGGUCGUCCAUCAAAGACGAGGGUUGACGUGAUACUACCUUUAUUUAAUAAACAUCUUAUACUAUCACACCUUC
Molecule: messenger RNA, 2178 nt
Organism: Melitaea cinxia (Glanville fritillary)
Lineage: Eukaryota; Metazoa; Arthropoda; Insecta; Lepidoptera; Nymphalidae
Gene: Non1
Product: nucleolar GTP-binding protein 1
Exons: 15
Coding region: 107-2092 (661 amino acids)
Biological process (GO): ribosomal large subunit biogenesis
Cellular component (GO): nucleolus
Molecular function (GO): GTP binding; GTPase activity; RNA binding
Source: RefSeq, a predicted model, not a curated record